AUGGGCAACAGCCAAACCGACAGGCCCAUCGAGGACGAAAUCCGAGAAGCCGCCAGCGCGGAUGGCAGUCCGGUUGAAGAUGACUAUCCAGAUGGAGGGAAAACCGCCUGGAUGACCUUGUUUGGUUGCUUCUGCUCUUUGUUCGCGGCUCUUUCCAUGAUGAAUUCCGUUGGCGUUUACCAAAACUGGAUCUCGGAACACCAACUUGAGCACGAAACCGCCGGCGACAUUGGCUGGAUUUUUGGCUUUUACAACUUCUUCAGCUUCUUUGCCGGACUGCCUCUCGGGCCUGUCUUCGACGCCAAAGGGCCGCGAGUUCUGUCAUGCUGUGGCGCCGUGCUGUUACUGGCGACGUAUGUCAUUCUUGGCUUCUGUCAGCAAUACUGGCAUUUCUUCCUCUGCUUUGGCUUGCUGGGCAGCUUGGGGACAUGUCUGCUGUUCACAUCCGCGAUCGGAACUAUUCAGCACUGGUUUCUCAGACGUCGCGGUCUGGCUACGGGAAUGGCCAUUUCAGGUGGAAGCGUCGGUGGCAUUUUGUCGCCUCUGAUCCUUGGAGCUCUUUUGCCGAAGAUUGGAUUUGCUUGGGCCAUGAGAGCCAUGGCCCUGAUCAUGGUCCCAUUUGUCGUGGUAGGUGUGUUGCUCAUGCGCAGUCGGCUUCGUCCAGCCAAAUCAUCGGGUGCUAGUUUCUUGCCAGACCCCCGGAUCCUGAUGGUGCCGAGAAUGACCAUUCUAGCCAUUGGGGCGUUUUUUGUCGAGCUGGGGCUGUUCAUCCCGAUGACUUACAUCACUUCGUAUGCGCUUUCAUACGGAAUGUCUACUGGUACGGCGUACCGGAUGGUCAUGUUGCUCAACGUCGGCUCCUUGGUGGGCAGAUGGCUUCCUGGCUGGCUCGGGGACAAAUGGGGCCGGUUCAAUGCGCAAAUCGCGGCUUUGAGCCUCUGUCUAGUAUCUGUGCUGGGAAUAUGGCUUCCAGCUGGGCACAGAAUUGCAGGGCUCACCGCAUUUGUUGUGCUGUUCGGCCUCGGAAGUGGCAGCGGCAUCAGCCUUGUUCCGGUAUGCAUAGGGCAGCUGUGCAAGACAGAGGACUACGGCAAGACAUUCACGGCCGUCUACAGCGUUGCCAGCUUUGGCUCCCUGAUUGGCAUCCCGCUCGGCGGCCGGAUCCUGCAAGCUGCAGAUGGCAGCUACCUCGGAUUGAUCAUCUUUGUCGGCUUAGCCUACACCAUAGCGCUGAGCUGCUUUGUGGCAGUCCGCGUGAUAAGCGUGGGGCUAGUCAGUCCAAAGCGGUUCUAA
Messenger RNA from Ilyonectria robusta, 1293 nucleotides. Its product is annotated as MFS transporter, MCP family, solute carrier family 16, member 10. Gene Ontology annotation, molecular function: transmembrane transporter activity. Gene Ontology annotation, biological process: transmembrane transport. The record is from RefSeq and is a predicted model, not a curated record. The coding region runs from base 1 to 1293 and encodes 430 amino acids. Lineage: Eukaryota; Fungi; Ascomycota; Sordariomycetes; Hypocreales; Nectriaceae. The transcript has 2 exons. Gene Ontology annotation, cellular component: fungal-type vacuole membrane.